AUGGAAAAUGAGAAACAUGAAAAUAUGCUAAUGCAUAUUGCCCGGGACUUUAGAUCAAUAGACGAUUUAGUGGAUGUGUUUUUAUCGUUUUUGGAAAAUAAAACUGAUUAUUUUCAUUUGAUGAUGAAUGAUGAUGAUAUACAAACAUUAUCAAAAAAGUAUGAUGGAGAUAUUGCAAAGGUUAUAUUAAAUAAUAAUACAUGUGGGUUUAAGGCGAAUAGCAGAGAAACCGAAUUAAUGAAAUUAUUUAGAAAACAUCAAUUAAAGUAUAUAAUUAAAAACCAACCAUAUAUAAUUGAAAACGAAGAUAUGAGAAAUAAAUAUUUGCCGCCUUGUGAUGAAUUAAAUAAACUUAGUAACAUCCAAAUUGCAAAAGCAAAGGAUACCCAAAAUGCGGCACAAAGAAACAAUCGAAGCAUUCACACCCCAGCGUAUGAUUCCAUCAACGAAAAACACAUAUCAACAUGGAACGGAGGAAGGACGGAAAAGUAUUUUUGGAACCAAUCCUUAAAUGAAAUUAAUUUAGAAAUUCCAUUAAAUAAGGAAAUAAAACCUAGUGAAAUAAAAGUUGAAAUAACUAAUAAACAUAUAAAAGUUCAGCAUUUAAAUGAAGUAAAAUUAGAAGGAAUGUUCUAUGAAGAGGUGAACAAACAGGAAUGCAUGUGGAAUAUCGAAGAUAAAAAAAAAAUUAUUAUAUUUUUAGAAAAAAAGAAAGAAAAUUGGUGGUCAUAUGUAAUCAAGGGAGAUCCAGAAAUCGACACAACGAAAAUCGAAUCAAAAAAAAAUUUAACAGAUUUUGAUGAAAAGACCCAAGGAGAAAUAAGAAAAAUGCUAUAUAAACAAAAAAUGAUGAACGAAGGAUUGAAAUCCCCUGAAGAAUUAAAAGAGCAAUUUUUGUUAAAAAAUGUAUUGGAUAAUAAAGGGCUUCCAUUUCCCAAAUAA
Molecule: messenger RNA, 942 nt
Organism: Plasmodium berghei ANKA
Lineage: Eukaryota; Apicomplexa; Aconoidasida; Haemosporida; Plasmodiidae
Product: CS domain protein, putative
Exons: 4
Coding region: 1-942 (313 amino acids)
Biological process (GO): protein folding
Cellular component (GO): cytoplasm
Source: RefSeq, a predicted model, not a curated record